AUAUAUACGGUACUAAAUCACGAAGAACAUGCCAUCGUAUUUAUUAAAGAUCUUGUAAAUCCAAGUCCAUAAAUCUAUAUGACAUAAGUCUCACUACAUUUUUAGCGGAGGCAUAACUAUAGAUUUAAAAACAUGGAGCGCAUCUGUGAUUUGGUUUUCGUGGUGCUGAUCGGAUUUAGUCUAUUGGGGAAAACCGUAAAUGCCAAUGAGUUUGAGUUCGAUGAUGCAGAGUUUCAUGCUAAUACGACACAAAUGCUGUCAUUUCUAGAAAACUUUUCUAAUUAUUCACAAUCUGCUGCGACUUAUAAUCCUUUAUAUGUGGGUCUUACUCUCAUUCCGGGAGCUGCAGCCAAAGGCGCUGUAUGCUUGGAUGGAAGUUUACCUGGGUAUCAUUUACAUCGUGGAUUUGGUGCGGGUGCCAACAGUUGGCUUGUUCAUUUGGAGGGUGGGGGAUGGUGUAACAGUUUAAGAACUUGUAUUUACCGUAAAACAACAAGGCGUGGAUCAUCGAAAUAUUUUGAAAAAAGCUUGGCUUUUACAGGAAUCCUGAGCAACAGGGCUGAAGAAAAUCCAGAUUUUUUUAACUGGAACCGAGUUAAGGUUCGUUAUUGUGAUGGGGCUUCUUUUACCGGGGAUUCUGAAGAUCGGGCUCAUGGCCUGCAAUUCAGAGGGCAAAAGAUUUGGUUGGCAGCAAUGGAAGAGUUGAUGUCAAAAGGAAUGCGGUAUGCUAACCAGGCUCUUCUUUCGGGGUGCUCAGCUGGUGGUCUGGCUUCUAUUUUACACUGUGAUGAGUUCCGAGGUUUAUUCCGAAGAAGAACUAAAGUCAAGUGUUUUGCUGAUGCUGGAAUGUUCAUGGAUGCGCGUGAUGUAUCGGGCGGACACACACUUAGAAACAUGUAUCAAGGUGUUGUUAGCUUGCAGGGUUCAGCUAAAAACUUGCCCAGAACUUGCACAAACCACCUUGAUCCGACUUCUUGCUUUUUCCCUCAAAACAUAGUUUCCAAUCUUAGAACCCCUAUGUUCCUCCUCAAUGCAGCCUAUGAUUCUUGGCAGAUCAUUGCUAGUUUAGCUCCUCCAUCAGCUGAUCACCGGGGUGUUUGGAAGGCAUGUCAAAAGAACCCUGCAAAUUGUUCACCCUCGCAGAUUAAUUUCCUUCAAGUAUUCAGAAAGCACAUGCUCAAUUCACUCAAACGCUUUUCAAUGUCCAAACAAAACGGAUUGUUCAUAAAUUCGUGUUUUGCUCAUUGUCAAUCCGAGAGGCAGGAUACAUGGUUUGCGGAUAAUUCUCCUCUCAUUGGGAACAAGGCAAUUGCAUUGGCUGUUGGAGACUGGUUUUUUGAUCGUUCAAGCGUCAAACAAAUUGACUGCCCAUAUCCAUGUGACAAAACAUGUCACAACCUCGUAUUUAGAUCAUAAUCUCCUCAGCCAUACCAUAUUACUUACUAUUAGUAGCCCGAUUACCUCAUUUUUAUUAUAUUGCGAUGGACAUGGAUGUUUUUAUUACUUAAUUUUUAUUUUCCUCAUUCAUUAUUGAAACGAGAAUAAUUUGCUAAGCUUGUAAC
Molecule: messenger RNA, 1562 nt
Organism: Lactuca virosa
Lineage: Eukaryota; Viridiplantae; Streptophyta; Magnoliopsida; Asterales; Asteraceae
Source: the annotation of a GenBank genome assembly